Molecule: messenger RNA, 1179 nt
Organism: Cynocephalus volans (Philippine flying lemur)
Lineage: Eukaryota; Metazoa; Chordata; Mammalia; Dermoptera; Cynocephalidae
Gene: EMC4
Product: ER membrane protein complex subunit 4
Exons: 5
Coding region: 102-653 (183 amino acids)
Biological process (GO): protein folding in endoplasmic reticulum
Cellular component (GO): EMC complex
Source: RefSeq, a predicted model, not a curated record
GGCUUUCGGAGUGAGACGAAGAAGUUGAGAGCGGCUGUGUGCUUGUGGCCGAGUAAGCUUUGCAGUGAGAAGCUUAGCGGCCUUAGGAAGGGACUGUUGCCAUGACGGCUCAGGGGGGCCUGGUGGCCAACCGAGGCCGGCGCUUUAAAUGGGCCAUUGAGCUGAGCGGGCCUGGAGGAGGCAGCAGGGGCCGAAGUGACCGGGGCAGUGGCCAGGGUGACUCACUGUACCCGGUUGGUUACUUGGACAAGCAAGUGCCUGAUACCAGCGUGCAAGAGACAGACCGGAUCCUGGUGGAGAAGCGCUGCUGGGACAUCGCCCUGGGUCCCCUCAAACAGAUUCCCAUGAACCUCUUCAUCAUGUACAUGGCAGGCAAUACUAUCUCCAUCUUCCCUACUAUGAUGGUGUGUAUGAUGGCCUGGCGACCCAUUCAGGCACUUAUGGCUAUUUCAGCAACUUUCAAGAUGCUAGAAAGUUCAAGCCAGAAGUUUCUUCAGGGUUUGGUCUAUCUCAUUGGGAACCUGAUGGGUUUGGCAUUGGCUGUCUACAAGUGCCAGUCCAUGGGACUGUUGCCUACACAUGCAUCAGAUUGGUUAGCCUUCAUUGAGCCCCCUGAGAGAAUGGAGUUCAGUGGUGGAGGAUUGCUUUUGUGAACGUGAGAAGGAAGCACCUGGGGCAGUCUCAUUUAUACCCUUCUUUAAGCACAGUGGCUUCUCAACAUACUUCCUCUUAAAAUAAUCACUCAUAUUGAAAAGAACCAAAAAGCUCUUUUCUCCAUCAUGAUAGAUCCUAAAAGGACAAUGGGCAUAUUACUACAAACAUAAAGAAAGUAUACCACAACCCUUGACUGAAAAUAAUGUAGAAAACUUUAUUUAUGUUUCCAAUACAGAACAAAACAACAAAUAAAAUUAUAACUCUAUGUAAACAAAGAAUGGCUGCUGCCAAAUCAAGAACCAUAGCAGCAUCUCCUUUCAAUAAAUUAAAUGGUUGAGAACAAUGCUUUAAAAAAAGUUGCACAAGUUUAUCUUAAAUCUAUUUUCCUUAAUAUUUUACUUCUAUGUAACACAAGCUAAGAUAUAAAAAUUCUGGAGACACUUGGGAAAUAUUUGAGAAACUAAUGCUCGAUUCAGAUUAUACAUGAUGAAAAGAAAAAUAAACCAGACAAAAAGAGCACAUAAA